AGUUUAGCUGCCAAACAAGCUAGCUAGUUUGAUAGCAGGUGGAUGUUGACAUGAAUAGUAAAAUCAUUAGCUAGCUAGAUAUGUAUUUUUUAUGGCUGUGACUACCUGCAUUGCCCGAGAAGAAAUAUAUAUCGUUUGUUGUAUUUGCAGUACAUCUUGUGGUCUCUUCGGAAGAAGUCACUGGUUAGCCAGUUAGAUAGCUAGCACGUUAGCUGUCAAUUGGUAAAUCGUGCAACGGCAUGGGUCAACUGCAGUCCGAAAUGAGCUAAAUAUAAACUUUUGUGCCUAUUUUAUUCCCAUCAUUUAUUUACACAACAUGCCACUAUAUAGGUAGCAGCUAUCGUUUCUUUAUUUGCAUGCAGUGUAAGUUAGCUAGCUAGCACAAGAAUGUGUUAAUUAAAGAAAUGUAGGCGAAUCGACAGGUCAGGACCAUGACAUUGUCAGAGGUAAACGGGCUCUGGCAGCCAAAACAGCCAAAUACUCCCUCUAAACAUGAAUCGAUUCUCAAUUCCGAUAUGGUUCUAGAAACAUAAGAUCUACUUUCAUAACACAUCAAAAUCAUUUUAAAAAUGCAAAAUAUACACUACUGUACUCUGUUUUAGUUCAGUUACAACACUUCUGGCGUCCUUUCAUUACACACAAGUGUUUGGAGACGCUAUAGCUAAUUAGAACAGGUGGUUGCCUCUGUCUUCGGGUAAACAAGCGCUGUAACAUGGACAUGUCGGAACCCUAACGCUAUACAGAGAUGUCUCCCCAGGCUUCUCUCCUACCUGCGGUGGUCCUGUCACUGGGUCUGGUUGUGUGGGUUCUGACAGGGCUGACCCAUGCCCAGCCCAAAGCUUCUGUCCUGGACUUCUCAGCCAGCCUGGGUAACCUCCUCCCCAGCCUCAGCCGACCAGCCAACUCCAGCCGGAUCUUCUAUGGGGUAAUGUUUGACGCUGGCAGCACUGGCACACGCAUCCACGUCUAUACCUUCAUACAGAAAGACCCUGAGGAGUUACCKGUGUUGGAUAAUGAGAUGUUCCAUUCCAUCAAGCCUGGUCUGUCAGCAUAUGCAGACAUGCCUGAAAUGGGUGGGUAUACAGUGAGGCAGCUUCUGAAAGUGGCUAAGAAAACCGUCCCUCGGCUGGAAUGGAAGAGAACCCCGCUGGUCUUGAAAGCUACAGCAGGACUCAGGCUGCUGCCCUCAGAGAAAGCCCAGGCUCUGCUGGAACAGGUGCAGGAUGUUUUUGAUGAAUCUCCCUUCUUCGUGCCAGACGAUAGCGUCAGCAUAAUGAACGGUACAAAUGAAGGAAUCUUGGCGUGGGUUACUGUGAACUUUUUGACAGGUCAUCUGUAUGCUGAGACCAGGAAGACAGUGGGGAUUCUGGAUUUGGGGGGAGGAUCGACUCAAAUCACUUUUCUUCCUAAAUCCAAGAAAACCAUUGGAAGUUCUCCUGAUGACUACAUUGCCAGAAUUGACAUGUUCAACUCGACAUAUGAACUCUACACUCACAGCUACCUGGGUAAUGGACUGAUGGCAGCUAGACUGGCAGCCCUAGGAGCACUGGGGGCAGAAGGGUUAGAGUGGAGAGUGUUCAAAAGCUCCUGCCUGCCUAAGAAGUUCAGAGAGGAGUGGAGCUUUGGAGGACUCACCUACAUAGUCAGUGGGAUACCUGAUGGUUAUGUGGGAUACAAGCUGUGUUACCAGGAAGUGCUGAAGGUGGUAAAGGGAAUAGUUCACCAGCCCUAUGAGUUGAAAGACACCAGUGUGUUCUACGCUUUCUCCUAUUACUUUGACCGAGCCGUGGAUGCAGGCCUUAUUGACAGGACCCAAGGAGGAAUGCUGGAGGUCAGGGACUUCAAGAAGAGAGCUAAAGAGGUGUGUAACAAGAUGUCAAAGUACCGUCCGAUCAGCCCCUUCCUGUGUAUGGACAUGACCUACAUCACCUGUCUGCUCAAAGACGGCUUUGGCUUCAAGGAGAACACUGUACUGCAGCUGACUAAGAAAGUCAACAACGUGGAGACUAGCUGGGCUUUAGGUGCCACGUUCAACCACUUCCAGAACCUAAAGAUCCACAGAUAGACAAGG
This is a messenger RNA of Salvelinus sp. IW2-2015, 2071 nucleotides long. RefSeq names its product ectonucleoside triphosphate diphosphohydrolase 5. The record is from RefSeq and is a predicted model, not a curated record. Gene Ontology annotation, molecular function: hydrolase activity. Lineage: Eukaryota; Metazoa; Chordata; Actinopteri; Salmoniformes; Salmonidae.